AUGGAGUCGACAGCACACCAGCUCCCCAUGUACCCUCAUCGCGUUACCACGCCUGGCAUACCAGAAACGAUUUACCAAGUCCCCUCCCACUAUCGCUGUCAGUCAGAAAUCCGGGGGAUACCUAACCAUGAUCUGCAACUACAUCAAAGCUCAGAGAGCUUUGCUAACCUCGACUAUCAGGAUAUCAUCGCUCGUUAUAAUGACACUGCCGGGAUGCAUACCUGUGCGGUCUUCAAAUCGGCCACUUCCAACGACGACAUAAACGAUAGAAAGGAUGAACUACGAUAUGAUGCCAGGUUCGGCGGCAACUUCGAUCGUCGAAACACUAGGAUUAAAUCACUUCGAAGCAGACAAGAUCGAGAUGGCACUUUCAUGGUUGCGAGUGCGCGAACGCUAUGCUCCCUAUCUCCCGAGUCAUCUCCUCCUGCGUCCCCAUCUUCACAUUCUCCUUCUUUGAUUUACAAAGAAACCCUGAAGAUCGAGCAUGGAAUAGGCCCACAAUCUAUUCCUACACCUAUGCUUGUAGAGAAACACCACAAUAUCUACUGCCGGAUUAAGACUUUUCUUGUACAAUUCCUUCGACUCUAUCCUGAUACCACGAUGAUCAGGAUCUGUAGCCACAAGUUCCGGCACGGUCGGUGCAAGAAGUGUGACCUUCCCGAGGCUAUAUUGCCAUAUCUGAAUGGGGGUAUGCGAGCGGGCUUCUACUGCAAGCAAGAUGGGUGUGAGGGAUGUAGCAAUCGUGCUUCGACAUCGAUUUGCGAUGCUUGUGGUUCAGAGGAGGAUCUAUGCGUUCCUCCAUUGCGUAUAAGAUCGAGUAUGGUGGCAUCUUCACUGCAUACCGAUAAUCGAGAUACAGAUACUGGGAGCAGGUUGACAAUCGCAGAAGAAGCGGCCCAGAUCGGCUCCAUAGACUCUAUUCCCACCGAGCAACGCGUACACAUCCUGACCAGCAUCAACAGUAUGUCCGAAAGCAGCAUCUCAUCCACCGAUCUAUCUUCCGACUCAUUCUUUGAAUCGAAUCCGGUUGGGCCAUUCUCCAGCCCAGUGGACUACUCGCUCGGCGUUCCCCCGUAUCUACCCACCCAUGAUCGCAACACAUUAACGGCUUGUCCAAGGCCCACUGUGGCCGUCGAAAAUGAAGACUCAACACCUAGUCCUGGAAGUGUAGAGAGCAGUGAAGUAUUCGAAUUCGAUGUCUUAGCGAUUGCUGUACCGAUCUUACAAGUCUCACCCACCACGAUUCAAAUACGACAAUCCGGGACUGCCAGUCAACCUUCAGGAAUAACAAGGAAAAUACAAAGCCUGCAGGACAUCGUACAUGAUGCUGUGCACGGAGAUAUAGAGUCUCAGGUUAUGAUACUGAGAAUGUAUCAAGACAUAUCGACCGCAGAUGCAAUGUCUGCUUUAUACCAUAAGAGCGAGCCAGACAGCCAUCUCAUCCGAAAAGCACGGUUAGUCCUCGGUCUCCAAGUUCAAGAAGCAGCUGGACAUAUUCCAGUUGGUUUGGUGGAAAAGGUGUCGGUGCAGUUGCUUUCGCAGCAUAGAAACCACGCGAUGCGUAUGGAGGCUUUUGCUGCAUACAUUUGCCAGGCGGUCGUCGAAAAGGAAUUGUCAGAGGCGCGCGGGACGCAGAUUUUGGCGCUCGCUGAAGACGAAAUGUAGUAAUAGAGGACGUGUAAAUUCUAUUGGGUGAGAGUGUAGUUGUUUCCUGUUAAGUCCAAGGCACCUUGGAUGUAUCUGACGACCUGAUCACAAUCAGUUUAUGUUGC
This is a messenger RNA of Alternaria alternata, 1772 nucleotides long. RefSeq lists its product as hypothetical. NCBI's taxonomy places the organism in Eukaryota, Fungi, Ascomycota, Dothideomycetes, Pleosporales, Pleosporaceae. Bases 1 to 1665 code for a protein of 554 amino acids. The transcript has 2 exons. The record is from RefSeq and is a predicted model, not a curated record.